Messenger RNA from Quercus lobata, 385 nucleotides. RefSeq names its product dolichyl-diphosphooligosaccharide--protein glycosyltransferase subunit 4A-like. Lineage: Eukaryota; Viridiplantae; Streptophyta; Magnoliopsida; Fagales; Fagaceae. Bases 109 to 222 code for a protein of 37 amino acids. The record is from RefSeq and is a predicted model, not a curated record. The transcript is spliced from 2 exons.
UCAGUCUCUCUCUCGCCUUUCGGCUUUGCUGAGUGCUGGCUCUCUGACGUGUCUCUCUCUCUCACCCGUCACCGGCUCACCGCCUCGCUGCCGCCAGCCACUCCGCCGAUGAUCGACGAUCAGGACCUCGGCUUCUUUGCCAAUUUCCUUGGCGUGUUCAUCUUCGUACUAGUGAUAGCGUAUCAUUACGUGGUGGCUGACCCGAAAUAUAAAGGCAACUAAGGUUUUCUGUUUGUUUUUUUUUUUUUUGAUGUGUUUGCAAUAGAGAUGUUUGUUCUAGUUUUGUAGACUUGAGCUGUUUCACAAAAUGUACGCUCUGUGACCGUGAAUAUCAUUUUAUAACUCUGUUUUCAUGAAAAAUUAAUCCAUAGAUUCUGGUUUUGAA